Molecule: messenger RNA, 4284 nt
Organism: Oryzias latipes (Japanese medaka)
Lineage: Eukaryota; Metazoa; Chordata; Actinopteri; Beloniformes; Adrianichthyidae
Product: adhesion G protein-coupled receptor E5
Biological process (GO): adenylate cyclase-activating G protein-coupled receptor signaling pathway; cell surface receptor signaling pathway
Cellular component (GO): plasma membrane
Molecular function (GO): G protein-coupled receptor activity; calcium ion binding
Source: RefSeq, a predicted model, not a curated record
GUGAAUACUGAGCAUACCGACCAGGCAGACGGGGAGGGGAGCUGAUAAAACGUUACCGGCGGCACCGAGUAGCCCCCCAGUCCGGCCUCCCCCCGCUGGUUCAAACCCGUGUACCGGUGAGUGACAGGACUGCCGGGACACAUUAGAGAAAGCGAGACCGACCGGAGCGGAGCGACAGACCGCGAGGGUCAGUGAAGCGGCGCGAGGGAGGGAGGCGGGGGGAGGAGGAGGAGGAGGAGAGUCCCGGCGAGGCGGGAUCCCCCCCCCCCCCCACCGGAGUCUGAGGAGGAAGAAAGGCGGCGACGGUUCACUGUUUCCCACCACUUGCAGUCCCCUACCGUAGGAUUACUCUACAGAACCGGAGCCUCUUCACCUCCGCGCUUUCCCGUGGAUUACGUCAUCAGGAGACGGUGAUUCGGGGACCGGCACAUUUUUUUUGUAUUUCAUUCCAAGUUCAUCAUCUUUAUUAAAAAUUAAAAAAAAAUCAGUCCUGUCUGCUCUCAAAACCAAACAUGGGGAAUACAAGGGAACUAUUCUUUCUUGGGUUGGCCUGUUUGAUGAUAAAAUGCAACAAAUGUGAAAUCAACGAGUGUGACGAUCAAAAAGUAUGUGGGGACAACGCCGUCUGCUUCAACACACCAGGCAGUUACUACUGUCAGUGCAGGGAGGGCUUUGAAAACAAGUAUGGGGCAAAAAAUUUCACAGCAGUAAAGGGACAUUGCUUAGAUAUAAAUGAGUGUUAUAAAGACAAAACCAUCUGUGGCCCUUUGGCUCAGUGCAAGAAUCAGAUGGGGAACUACAGCUGCAUCUGCAGUUAUGGAUAUGACUCCAGUAGAAACUGCAUAGAUAGAGAUGAAUGCAAGGAAGCUGCAGCCAAAGAGGAGCUCAUCUGUGGAGAAAAGGGAACCUGCAGGAACGUCAAUGGGAAUUAUUGGUGUGAUUGUGCAGAAGGGUAUUCCAGUUAUGGCAAUAAACAGACUCCAUGCUCAAAGCUCAACUGUGAUGGCUUCAGCGCUGAUGGAGGACCUUCACUGUCGCUCCAAGGUCUGGCUGAGAUAGAGUCCAUGAUGAGGAACAGCUGCUUGGCUCUGUCCAGUUCAAGCGCUGCUGGGGAGGGAAGGCCGGAUGGAAACACGCUGCUUGAGAAACUUUUAACAGCAACCGAGCAGGUCCUGUCUCCAAGACCUCUGACUGACAGCAAAAGUGUGACCAGGCUGCUCGCAACGGUGGAGCGCUCCAUUUUACUGAUCGGUCCUCAGCUCAAAGGCAACAGCACCAACAUGGAGACGACGGAGACCGAUGUGCAGAUCAAGGUUCAAAGAGGUAGAACCCGACCAACUGGACCGAUCCAUUUGACCACGGGAAAUGCCAGCCUCAGCACUGACUGGGAAACAGCAGCAGGAAUGGGAACGUACCCUGGUUUCGCUUUGGCAGCGCUGCUGAGCUACAAGAAGCUUGAAGGUUCUGUGAAUGGAUCGUUUGAGGAGCUUGAAGAGCAGGAAGGCUCAGGACCGUCCUUCCAGGUCUUCUCCAGAGUUGUUUCAGUUGUAGUCUCCAAUCCGUCCACUCAGAACUUGAGUCGCUCCGUCUACAUCACCCUCAGACAUCUGCAGGACAUGGAGGAGUCCCUGGAGCUGCGGUACAAGUGUGCAUACUGGAAGGAGAGCGGCGCCUGGUCCACAGAUGGUUGCCGCCAGCACCAGUCCAACAAAACGCACACAGUUUGUGUUUGCAGCCAUUUGAGCAGCUUUGCUGUGCUGAUGGCCCUUUACCCACUAGAGCCUAAUUUUGAACUGGAGCUGCUGACCAAGAUUGGGUUGGGCGUGUCCCUGCUAUGUCUGGCUUUAAGCAUCUUUACAUUCAGGUUUUGCCGCUCCAUACAAGGGACUCGCACCACCAUCCAUUUGCACUUGUGCAUUUGCCUCUUCAUGGCGGACCUCUUCUUCCUGGCUGGGAUUUCACAAGUUAAACCUGAGGCCGGCUGCAGGUUUGUGGCGGCGAUGCUGCAUUUCUUCUUUUUGGCCGUGUUCACCUGGAUGCUGCUGGAAGGGGUGCAGCUGUACCGAAUGGUCGUCCUGGUGUUCAACGCCACGAUGCGGCCGCUCUACAUGUACGCCAUGGGUUACGGGACGCCCCUCCUCAUCGUCCUGGUGUCCGCGUGCAGCAGACCCAAGGGCUACGGCACAGAGCAGCACUGCUGGCUGUCCCUGGAGGACGGCCUCAUCUGGAGCUUCUUCGGCCCGGUGUGCUUCAUCAUUCUUGUCAACGUUGUUUUCUUCAUCUUCACUGUUUGGAAGCUGGCCCAGAAGUUCUCCAGCCUCAACCCGGACCUCUCCAGCCUGCACAAGAUUCGGGCUUUCACAGUGACCGCCAUCGCACAGAUGUGCAUCCUGGGGCUGAUGUGGGUGUUCGGCGCCUUCCUCUUCCAGGAGGGAACGGCGGUGGUGGCCUACAUCUUUACCGUCCUCAACAGCCUGCAGGGGGCUCUGAUUUUCGUCAUGCACUGCCUGCUGUCUAAACAGGUCAGAGAGGAGUAUGCGCUCCUGUUCUCCUGCAUCUGCACGCCGCAAAAGAGAUACUCGGACUUCAGCAGCACCAACCCCUCCAGCAGUCAGUCCCAGGGAUACCGUAGCGGACAGCACACAGGAGAAUCUCAUAUAUGAAGAGUCGACUUUCCAUCGGCUCGGACCGAAACAUGAAAACCCUCCGACUGUAAUGGAUGUUUGAUAUUUUGGAAAGUCUUAAAGAUGAAUUUAGGACGGGACGGAUCUACGAUCAACCUGUUCAUGCUGAUCAUGAUAGACUUCAAAUUCCUGUGGUUUCUACUUUUGCAUCUUAAAGUUUUUUCUUUUUUGAGGUUGUAUUUUUAUUAUGUUAUUCAACAAACGGGAAAAUUGUUAAGGUAUAUUUUGGUUAUUAUAGUUUUUUUAUUUAUAAUGUCUGUAAAUCUAUAGAGCAUAUGGAGAAAAAAAAGAUUUUGAUAUUUACUUUGUGGUACCUAGAGAUAUAAGCUGCUGAAACACACAGAUCCACUGUUAUUGAGCCUCAUCACAGUUCAGACUGGGACCAUCAAAGUGUGUCGUCUUAUCCCCCAGUCACCUGUGAUGAGGCGUGUUUGCUGUUUCCGUAGCAACAGUCCGAUCGUUGUAAAGCUGUUUGGUGGAUUCCUGGAUCCGCUCCGAGCUCGGACAGGAUAAGCUCUGCUCCCUUCAAGGUCCAGAAAAAGCUUCACGUUUGUGGAUCUGUGUAUCACACGCUGCCAAACAGAAUCGCACUUUACAACACGCCAAUGUUUCCGUCUGACCUUCGCUUCUAUUGAACCUUUUUGAGACGAAUGCAAAGAAAACUAGAAGGAGCUGCAAUUCCAGAAGAACAUGCAGGGUUGAUGCUACACUGCUGAAUGAAAAAUAAAGAAAGAAACGAUCAAAGUUUACCUUAAAUAAAGUGAAAACAGCACAAUAACAAUAAAGAUAUGUUUGUGAAAAAUGCUAGAGCCGGUUAUCGAACCAGUGAGCUUCUGCAGCGAGGAUCCCCCAUUUAUUUCAACGGAGGCAGAAAUCCUGGAAUAUUCGGAAAAGUUCAAGGGUUUGAAGGAGCAAAAGUCACAGCUGGAAAAAGCUGAAAGAGCUGAACAUUAGAAUAGUUGAACAAUUGAAAUAAGAAAGAGACAAAAAGUGGAGGAAGAUACUAGAAUAAAGAAAUAGAAACAGGAAAACGAUGGUUGAAUACUUUAUAGCAUUCAACCAUUGAAUUCUUAUAGCUUUAUCGCAUUCGUUUCUGGACUUCCUGCAGUUCUGAGCUGCUCUUCUGUUGCUUUGCUUUUAUUUUCACUUCCGUAUGGAAAGUUUGAAUUAUUGCUAAAUAUCACGGAGAAGACGGUUCCACGGAAAACAGCGCCGCCCGCUGAUGAGCCUUCAGCUUCCUGCUCACAGGUUGGGUUGAUCAGACGUGUUUCGGGUUUUUGUUGGGGCCGUUUGGCGUCUCAUAGCGUCUGUGAAGGCAGUUUUGCAGAAAGAGAGGCUGACUUUGCAUUUGACAGCACUUUUGUGAAAAAGACAGCCGGUCACCCACUCCCCCCCGUCUGCCGUACGUCUACCAGACAGCUUGUUCUACAGACGUCCGUCCUCGACAUGAUGUCACCGUUUUUGUUUGAACCGGUGAUCUUAAAGAAUUAGAAUUUGUGUUUUGGUUUAUUUUAUAAGUUCCUUAUUGUGUUGUUGAAAUAUCUGUAUUUGGUACAGCUUUUUGUUCUGAACCUUUAAUAAAGCUUCCACUCUGACUGAA